AUGUAUAAUAAUCGAUAUCCAUCAAAUCAACCACAAAACACUCAAAGAAACAGUUAUCCCGCAUAUGGUCAAACCUUUCAACCAGUCCCUCAAGCACAACAGACUCCUGCUGUGCUUCAUGCUGGUCUACCGACUCAUGGUGCCGCUGCUUCACAAUUCAAUGCUUUCACUCCUAAUUAUGGUUCCAGAUUUAGUGGUGAUCUACGUGCCGCCAGUUACGGUACUCACAUAAGCCCUCAUCAGUCACAGAUACAACAACCUACACAACAGCAACAUUUAUCAUGGCAGAAUAAAAACAAUUGGAAUGCUGCUGAUCUUAGUUCAUCCGGUAGUACAAACACUCAGGCUAGUCAUGGAGGUAAUAUGUUGACGAGUAGUUUAUACGGGGCUGGUGGUGCUAGCGGAAGUAAUGCAAAUUCUGGUUUAUACGGUGCUACUCAGCAGCAACAGCAAGCGCAACAAACGCAACACCAGCAACAACGAAGGUUGCCACAACAAACUAUUCGAAUAAGUGGUGAUGAUCAUACUUACCAAAGUCAUUCUGCAAUAGCAGGUGGUCAUAAUCAACAACCUUCAAUGGCUUCUUUAUCAGCAUUUCAUACUUCUCCUACCCCUGCUCCUCAACAACCUCAUAACACCACUCAUAACAAUAGCAUACUUUCUCUUCCAACUCCAAAUUCUUCUUCAUCUGUCGCAUCUUCAUUGAUGCGUCAACAAGCUUUAUAUCCAAUGGACACUAGUAAUAAUAUUGGUUUAGGAAAUAUGUCUUCGAUCGCUGGUAUGGGUGGUUCUUUAGGUGUUAGUAGUUUUUCAAGGCAUACAAUGACUUCAAAUGAUGCUACUAAUCUGAGUCAUUUUGCUGUGGUAGAGGAUCCUGUAACUGAUCUUGAUACCGAUUCUCUUAUGGAUAAUCAGAUGGUAACAACCACAUUGGCUUCAAACACUCCAUCCACUCAAACUUCAAUAUCUCCGAACAAUCAACCAAAUUAUGUGAAUAGUGGCAUUAAUCGUUAUUCUCAAUCUCAAGCUCAACAACAGCAUCAACAAACACGGCAACCACAAACUCGUUAUUAUACUCCAAAUUCUUCGCCUAGUACUUCUAUUAAUAGUAUAACUAAUUCGGCUGCCCAUUCAACUGUUUCUCCAUCUGUAAAUGGUUCGGUCACUCCUAAACGUCAGUCGACUGAUACUAAUAUAUAUGGUACUAGUAGUAUUUCUGGAAUGGCUGCUCAACCAAGAAAUGCUACUAUAUAUAACAACAACCUUAAUAAUUAUAUGAUGAGUUAUUCAUCUCAACAAGCCACUUCUUCCAAUGUUCAACAAUCUCAGCAACAGUUUCAACAUCAACAACAAAUUCAACAGCAACAAUUACAGCAAAGUCAGAGUCAUCAAACUAGUCGGAGUCCUUAUCAAAAUUAUAAUAAUACUUCUCCUAAUAUUACUGCUCAACAACAACAACAAUCAAUACAUAAUAGGUCUUCUAUUAGUCAAAAUAAAGCUUCUCCACUAAUAACGAAACCUGCAAAUCAAAAAACCAUGGUACAACCAGGUGUACCUGCUCAACAACAUUCUCAAUCAAUGCAACAGCAACAGCAUCAUUCUCAACAGCAACAACAACCUUCAUCUUCACAAUCUUCGGAUCCUCCUCAGAUGCAACCUUCUCAAAAUAAAUCUACUCCAAAACAAAUGGUGCGUACUAACAUGAUUGCUGGUGGUAAUACUCCAUCACAACAACAACAACCAUCAAGUUUUCCUCAGACUAAUGUUGCUGCUCAGGCAAAACCUUCAAAGAAUGCUCCUGCGAAUACAAUUUCUACUCCUGUACCAAAGGCAAAUACUUUACCUACUCAAGAUGUUAAGAAUCCUGAUACAUCUUCUGGUAUUCCUUCUACAAAAGAUCAUAAACCAAAAAGACCUAUGAAUGCGUUCAUUAUAUUCUCUAGUGAACGUCGACCGGAAUUGCAAAAGAAUGAUCCUAACAUGCAAACUGCUCAAGUUAGCAAAAUUUUAGGCGAAGAAUGGCAAAACAUGGAUAGUACUCGAAAAGAUCAUUAUAAUGAAAGGGCUCGACAAUUAAAAGAGGAAUUUAAACAAUCAAAUCCUGAUUUUGUAUAUACACGUCGUGGGACUACUGCUGCUUCAAAAAAGAGGGGUUCAACUUCAUCUGCAACUCCAUCUGUUAAAUCACCUACGGAUACAAUAGCUGUCCCCCCUCAGGCUACUAAUGUUCCAAUAACUAAUGGUUCAGUUAACGGAGUAACACCACAUAAUUCGAAUAAUGUAUAUACUUCUUCUCCACAUCAACAUACACCUACGCCUUCCUCAACUCCUAUUCAACAACCAAGAAGCACUCCUGCUGCUGCAACUCCACAGGCUCAGUCCACUACACAGCAACCUCAGUUACGGACUCCUCAAACUAUUGGAACUUCUUCUACUACCACACCAGUUUUAUCUGCUAGAAGAGAUCGUAAAUUAAGGAGACCAAUGAAUGCAUUUUUAAUAUUCAAUAAAGAAAUGCGUCCAAAAGUUUUAGAAAUGAAUCCUAAUAUGAGUGUUGCUGAGAUUUCAAAAACAAUUGGAGAGAAUUGGCGUAAUAUGUCUGAGGAUGAAAGAGAAAGAUACCUUCAGAAAGCUCGUGAUUUGAAGAGUGAAUUCCAUGAGUCACAUCCUGAUUUUGUUUAUACUCGUAGAUCAAAAGCUGAACUCAUUGCUGCUGGUCAUCACAGUUAUUCCAAAAAACGUACUUUCCCUCCAAAUGAAAAUUCUGAUUCUGAAGAAGAUCCUCGUUCUUCACAUGGAAAUAAUAAUCGUGAUGGUUCACCAGCAACUUCUCCACAAAAAGAUCCUCGAGGUCGUAAGAAAAAACGAAGUCGACAUCCAACUGCACCUAAACAUCCAAUGUCUGGUUUCUUAUUCUAUGCUUUAGAAAUGAGACCUCAUGUUGCUGAACAAAAUCCUGGUAGUACGGUUGGUCCAAUUAGUAAAAUUAUUGCUGGCCAUUGGAAGAAUUUAACACCCGAAGAAAGAGCUCCUUGGGAGAAAAAAGCUUCUGAUGACAAAGCUAGAUAUGCGAGAGAAAUGGAGCAAUACCUACAAUCUCAAAAAGAUGAAGAGUAA
Cetraspora pellucida is the source of this 3117-nucleotide messenger RNA. The record is from the annotation of a GenBank genome assembly. Lineage: Eukaryota; Fungi; Glomeromycota; Glomeromycetes; Diversisporales; Gigasporaceae.